Molecule: messenger RNA, 3188 nt
Organism: Sitophilus oryzae (rice weevil)
Lineage: Eukaryota; Metazoa; Arthropoda; Insecta; Coleoptera; Curculionidae
Product: zinc finger protein 532-like
Exons: 10
Coding region: 90-3188 (1032 amino acids)
Source: RefSeq, a predicted model, not a curated record
CUCACUAGAUCGUCACCAUGCGACUCGAAUACCGCCUAUUCUUUCAUUUCACGUUUGUGUAGUGCGUCGAUACGCAACAAACCAGUUCAAUGAUCCCACUUGGUGAAAAUAUGGCUAUGGAUAGGCAUCAAUUUGAAGGAAUACACAGGUUAAGAAAUAAUCUACUGUCAAAAUGGGAUACGCUGUUCGGCUCGGAUUUGGUGGAGUGGAUGGCAUUCAAACCUGUCCUAGGACUGUCCGUGUACCCCUGUUACUCAUGCAGACAUAUGUUCUACUCCAGAAAGUCGUUUUUGGACCAUAUCAACAGGAGGGCUACUGUAUUGUCAUAUAAAUGUCCAGGGUGUGCUAAUACCCUUCACACUUUUUAUAAUAGAUGUGCGCUCCUAUUACACUGCCGAAGGCACUAUAGUUUGUCUCAGGGAGCGAUAAAUUUGAACAAUUUGGAGGUUAUGUCUCUAGAUAUGGCAAUGGUAGGGUUUUCCAAGCAUCCUGACAUACCCUAUUUCUUUGACGUGGAAGAAGACUACAUUACAGAUAAUUCGUAUGUGAACUGCCAGUUUUACAGUCCAAGGUCUGAAGACAAAGGAAACGCAAUUGUUAUUUUGAUUCCGAGUAAUUUAGUUAUAAACAGGCUGGAGGGUGGUCAGAAUUCGCCGAUUACCCUCAAGCAGAUAACUCGAAAUAUUCCGAAAUGUGAGUUUAUUACGCUGAGCGCCUUUAGGGAGUUACGAGUACCGAAUGAGAAUAAUAGUGCAGUGGUAGAGCAGACUGUAGAGCAGCCUGUAGGCGAUGUAGAAGUUAAGACUGAACAUGAGGAGCAGCAACAAGAAGAGCAGCUUGUAAAUGGUACAAUCGAGCCUCAACAAACAUCCGAGGACCCUCUAGCCUCUCCAGACACUCUCUUGAAUGGCGUAGUCGAGAAUAACAACGAUUUCGAGAAUUUAACGCUGCCCAUCAUCACGAAAAUCGAGACCGUCGAGGAAUUUGUCAACCCUGAAAAGGUCUACGUGGUCGAGAGUCCUCCCGAGAUGCCCAAAUUCAAAUGUACCGAGUGUUUGAAAGAAAUAUCCGGGGAUAUAAAACUGCAUUUUUUGGGGGAUAACAGGCCGGUAGAUUCCACUUUGCAAUGCAGUACCGCGAAGAAUGUGUGCUCGCUGAUUUGUCCUACAAUGUGCUCUCUGAAGGCACAUAAGAGGGUACACAAGCAACUUCCACCAUUUGUAUGCCCCGAUUGUGGCAUAGAGUUUUUGACUUUUGAGGAAUUGUCUGACCAUAUGCAAGAAAUUUGUUUUCAUCUGUACAAAUCAGUAAGACUAAAGUGUCCUGGAAGGCGUUGCGGUAAAAUCUUCGCCACCGAGCACACGUUCGAGCCUCAUUUUCGUGCCUCGCACAUUGUAACCUCAUACCAGUGUUACACCUGUAAAGAUAUGUUCCCCGAAGUGGACGACUGUCAAAAACACUGUCUCACUCACGAGGACAAAACGAAGAUCGUCAAAUAUUACAAUUGUCCGUCUUGUCUCACUGACGAAAUGACGUUGACAGAGAAGGAGGAACACAUUGAGUUUCAUAGAAUGGACCCCACAAGACGUCUGUAUAUAUACAUGUGCAAAGCAUGCAGAGGAUACUUUAGAUCUAUAGCCACCAUGUCAACCCACAUCCAAAACUGCAAAUUUUUAAAGUACGGAAGCAGUAAGAAAAGCACUUCGAAAAGCAAAGAACCAGCCAAUCCGAACCGUCCUUUCAUGACCUCCAAGUACAUCUCUGGCGAAUGCACCUACUGCAGAUGUCGCAUGAUCGUCCUCAAGGGCCAAAACAACCCGGCUUGCGGCAAGUGCUGUCCCAGAAGCAAGAAACCCGAGUACAGAUGCACCUGCAUCCUGUGCAAGAAGCAAAUCAACAUGGAGGAACGACGCAGACAUCAGAAGGAGUGCAAAUACGCCAAGCCGCAAGUUGUGGUCGAAAAACUUCAGCUACCCGUUGAAAUAUUGCAGAAAAAUCAGAAUCAUAGUAGUCACGGGUUCAAUUCGAGUACCAGCGAUCUGGAUGGGUCUACUGAUGGUUCCUACAAGACCAGAAGGGACUCGAGUGACGAUGGAAAGUCUAGGAAACGUCAAAAAGUGACCAGACCCAGGAAGCCUGAAGUAGAAAACGAUCUGACAGCUGACGAACCCAUUAUUUUUGACGGGACGUAUACCUGCAUUUCGCGUGCUCACACCAAGAAACUGACAGAACGAAGUUCCAAGAACAUGUCAAGAGCCACAGAACAAUAUCCACAGCGUACCAAUGCAUGGAAUGCGGUGAAUGUUUCUGUUGUGAAGCCUUCACUAGUGAAACAUCUGACGCACUAUCACGACGUGCGCGAUUGUGAUGAGUACUUCACGAAAACGACUGUUUUGACAAGGGAGCUUUUUUUUACAAAAUCCAAACAACCUACUUGCAGCAAAUGCUCUUCCAGAAACAAGAAACCCCAAUACAGAUGCACUUGUAUCCUGUGCAAGAAGCAAAUUAACAUGGAGGAACGACGCAGACAUCAGAAGGAGUGCAAAUAUGCCAAGCCGCAAGUUGUGGUCGAAAAACUUCAGCUACCCGUUGAAAUAUUGCAGAAAAAUCAGAAUCAUAGUAGUCACGGGUUCAAUUCGAGUACCAGCGAUCUGGAUGGGUCUACUGAUGGUUCUUACAAGACCAGAAGGGACUCGAGUGACGAUGGAAAGUCUAGGAAACGUCAAAAAGUGACCAGACCCAGGAAGCCUGAAGUAGAAAACGAUCUGACAGCUGACGAACCCAUUAUUUUUGACGGGACGUAUACCUGCAUUGCGUGCUCACACCAAGAAACUGACAGAACGAAGUUCCAAGAACAUGUCAAGAGCCACAGAACAAUAUCCACAGCGUACCAAUGCAUGGAAUGCGGUGAAUGUUUCGUAGUGAAGCCUUCGCUAGUGAAACAUCUGACGCACUAUCACGACGUGCGCGAUUGUGAUGAGUACUUCACAAAAAACGACUGUUUUGACAAGGGAGCUGUGAUGGAGCUGGCCAAAGUGGUGAAGGCGCCGUAUUUGGCCAACGCGGUCAAGGAGAACCAGUGCAGGGUGUGCUUGGAACAGUUCCAGAGCAAGGAAAUGCAUGACAAGCACUUCAGGAUACAUGGGAUGGCGUUUUUGAUGACUAAAAGCCUGGGUGAGAGUGUUUGA